Messenger RNA from Canariomyces notabilis, 774 nucleotides. RefSeq lists its product as uncharacterized. The transcript has 4 exons. The record is from RefSeq and is a predicted model, not a curated record. Bases 1 to 774 code for a protein of 257 amino acids. NCBI's taxonomy places the organism in Eukaryota, Fungi, Ascomycota, Sordariomycetes, Sordariales, Chaetomiaceae.
AUGAAAAAGGGCGGACAGCCUGCGGUUCUGACGACCGAGGACACACCAUCGACAUCGACGACAUCGCCAGCAACAGCUCCAACUCCCACCAAUCCAGCUACUCCUACGACAACAGCGCCAUCAACCAACACGACGUCCGCACCCUCUCCCCAACCUCCUUCCUCAGCAUCAACACCACUACCCCAAACAACAAUGUACGAGUACGAACAGAUCAUGACCUUUGACCAGCCCAUGAUGGGUUACUACACCACAAGCGGCACCACCUCCAACGCCGGCGGCUCAUCCUCGACGUCGGCCCAGCAGUCGUCGUCGGUGGCUGUCAAGAAGAAGAAGAGCAUCAAGUCGGACAAUGCGCUCGACCUGCGCGGGCCGAUGGAGGUGGACGGGUCAGUCAAGUCGAUGGCGUCCAUCAGCUUCUCUGGGGGUGACUUCGUCGUGCGGGACCGGAUUGAGGCGUAUGGUGAUCUCGGGGUUAGUGGCAGUUUGACUUGCAGCGGCAAGCUCAAGUCGUUUGGGAAUGUCAAGAUUAAUGGGAGUGUUCUUUGCAUGGACAAGGUCAAGAUCUUUGGCAAGCUAAAGAUCAAUGGCUCGCUCGAGGUGCAGGGGGAUCUGGAAGUCUGGGGUAACCUGACCAUCAACGGGUAUUUAAAGUGCAAGACGCUCACGGCGUACGCAUCUCUCACUACUGUGGGCGACGAGUCCUGGUACGAGGCCGAGCAGGGCGAAACGGUGCAUGGUGCGAAACUGGUUCAAAGGAAUAGCUAUGUGCAGUGA